GGCGGCGUCGACGACGCAUCGUAGUCGAGGGCGACGGCGCCCAUGCGUAUUGUCGGCGCUUGCGCACCUGCCGGCGCCCAGCAUCGAGCGAAUGUGCGUUCGAGGCGGACGCGUCGAGCUCCGUUGUGUCAAAAUUUCUGGUGCACAUAGAGUUUGAUAGAUCGAAUCGGUAGAAGGAAGAAGUGAUAGCGGCGCGAAUCUGUGCUAUGUCUAGUGGACGGAGGCAACGUCGCAACCUCCGGUGCUAGUUGGAAGUGAGUGCGAGUUUCGGCCACGGAAGACACCAUCAGCCGGCGCGACGUUUUGCACGGAGGGAACCUGCAGGAUGGGGUGCACUUCUUCGGCGGAGGAGCGGGCGGCCCUGGCUCGCAGCAAGCAGAUCGAAAAGAACCUCAAAGAGGAUGGCAUCCAGGCUGCCAAGGACAUCAAGUUGCUCCUGUUGGGCGCCGGAGAAUCAGGGAAAAGCACGAUAGUCAAACAAAUGAAAAUUAUUCACGAAAGUGGAUUUACAAGCGAAGACUUCAAACAAUACCGACCGGUGGUGUAUAGCAACACUAUUCAAUCCCUUGUGGCCAUCCUGCGGGCCAUGCCAAACCUCGGAAUCAGCUACGGCAACAACGAGCGAGAGAUCGAUGGUAAAAUGGUUUUCGACGUUAUCCAAAGAAUGGAAGAUACUGAACCUUUUUCCGAAGAACUCCUCGCCGCGAUGAAGCGGUUAUGGGCUGAUUCGGGGGUUCAAGAAUGUUUCGGUCGUUCCAACGAAUACCAACUGAACGAUUCCGCUAAAUAUUUCCUGGACGACCUGGACCGAUUAGGUGCCAAAGAUUAUCAACCUACGGAACAGGACAUCCUCCGCACAAGAGUUAAAACGACGGGAAUCGUAGAAGUGCAUUUCUCGUUUAAAAAUCUCAAUUUUAAAUUAUUCGAUGUGGGUGGUCAGAGGUCGGAAAGAAAGAAAUGGAUUCACUGUUUCGAAGACGUGACGGCAAUUAUUUUCUGCGUAGCAAUGAGCGAAUAUGAUCAAGUCCUACACGAGGACGAAACGACAAACCGAAUGCAGGAGAGUUUAAAACUUUUCGAUUCGAUCUGUAAUAACAAGUGGUUCACAGACACGUCUAUAAUUCUCUUCCUUAAUAAGAAAGACUUGUUCGAGGAAAAAAUUAGGAAGUCGCCUUUAACAAUAUGUUUCCCCGAGUACGCAGGUGCGCAAGAAUAUGGCGAAGCUGCAGCGUACAUCCAAGCACAAUUUGAAGCGAAGAACAAAUCGACAACAAAAGAAAUCUACUGCCAUAUGACCUGUGCCACAGACACGCAUAAUAUCCAGUUCGUAUUCGAUGCAGUCACUGAUGUGAUCAUAGCUAAUAAUCUACGCAACUGCGGCCUCUACUGAGAAACCUCUAAUUACUAUUCCUUUUCAUACAUUAUUGACUUUAGUACAUGGUUAAACCAAAAAAAUAAAACAGACAUGGUAGUGCCGGUGUAUUUGUUAAACGUUACGGUACUUCUCAUUCACGGGAAGUCCCGGCAACGUUUACUGUUAUAAUUGUACCAAAGUUGAGUGAGAUGUUGAAAUGUGUUCUUUUCUGUUGAUCGAUGACUUAGUUGGUGAGUUUGACGAAAUUAGUACUACAAAAACAAUACAAGGGGUAGCUCUUCUGUGCUUGAUAAUAACAUCGGUUGACAAUGUUGAAUUUUAUUUUUCUGUCUCUAUUUAAAACGUAUUUAUUUUGAUGUAAUCUGUGCACAAAAUAAGUUUUUUUAAGAUGAAUUUAUUAUAUACAAGAUAGUGUGCCAUUAAAAAGAGAUUGCAUUUAUCAACGUAUUAUUGUAGUUGCUUUCUUUUUCUUCUAAGUUAUUUGUUUUUUUUUAAUAUAUUAUGGUUCAAUGUUAUUUAUGUUUAUAUAAUUUUAAUGAAUGAAAAAGAGCUAUAUUACAUAGGUUUAGUUACCAAAUUUGUAAAAACUAAGUAUGUGUUAAUGAUAAUGUGGAACCAAAUUAUUACUGUCUGGCUCAAGUAGCGUUCAUCUACAAUAUGGUAAUUAAUAUUAAUUAUAAUAAACAUUCUAAUUAUAAAGCCUACUUGUGUGUAAUUAGUUUUGUCAAAGUAUAAUAUCAAAACAUAUUUUUAUAGAUUUUGUUAUUAUACUUUAUUGUCCGAAUUGAAUCAGGAAAUUAUGGACCUUUAAAAGAACAGAUGCAAAUAUAAUAUAAUACAUUAAUGUGUACAUAAAAACUAUAUGGCGCUUUAGCAGAUUUAAAGUAGCUUCAGUACCAUUUCGUAGCGUAGCCAGUGCAUUUACUUUGGUCAUACUGUAAUUUAAUGAAUGACAUGCAUUUUUAAAUGAUACAUUCCUCUCAAUAUUUUGUAUCUCCCAUUUUAUGCUUUUUUUACAAAGAAAAACAACAAAUUGUAAGUGUAUCUAAUUAUUCACUCUCUCUAAUUCACUGAAGCAGACGUUAUUUGAAUACAAUCAUCCAUUUUAGAGCAAAAACUAGUAAUUGUCGUAUCAGUAUAACAAAAGUAACGUAAAAUACAUAACAACUCCGACAAGUGGGCACUAAACAACCUUUUAUUGAUAUUCGAUCCUUGUUUAGAAUUUCGCCAAUUUUGUUGUGUAUUCUAUGUUAAUUUUGCGCAUACAACCAAACUGUUAUGUAAAUUGUAGUAUUUAAUAUCUGGUAGUAUCCUAUUGAAUCAUGAUUAAAUCUCUAGUCAGUUUAUUUUCUAAUUGUGACUACGGCAUUAUAACUUUUUUGUAAUUUAUUUCAAAAAUAAAAUAAGAUGUAACCCACAAUUGUUUUAAUGCAGGUUUAUGUUGUGCGACAUCUACACAGCUAGAGAAAAAGUAGUCCAAAAUGGACAAUUAAACUUGUAGGUAGGGCGCGGACAAUUUUAUUAUUUUGAAUGCACAAAACGUGAACGAAUAAAAGUUGCUUUCGCAUUAAUUAUCCAAACGAUUUUUCACACAUUUUUGUACUUGACGUCUCGUGGAUUUAAAACAUAUCUUUAAGCAAUUGGUCCUCAUUUCUUCAACUCAGUUUAUGUGUUAUUUCGACAUGCUCAUAACGCUACAUCAAUUUGUUCGAUUUAAACCAUGAGACUGUCCAAGUUUUUAGCCACAUGUACACGCAUACUAUUGACUUGUUGCUUUGUUGUGAAUAAGACUAAUUAUAAGAAGAUUAUUAAAGGUACGGCGCUAGUUAAAUGCAGUGAAUGAUGUACAUGUUUUCCAAUAUCAGUAAAUGUAACAUUCAUAACUGAGGUUGUUCUCUCAUUGUAUGUUUGUUUCUCUGUGAUGUGAAUACGAUAAAUAAAUUUUACCCAUUUCGAA
Messenger RNA from Tribolium madens (black flour beetle), 3332 nucleotides. RefSeq names its product guanine nucleotide-binding protein G(o) subunit alpha (gene Galphao). The record is from RefSeq and is a predicted model, not a curated record. The transcript has 8 exons. Gene Ontology annotation, molecular function: G protein-coupled receptor binding; GTP binding; GTPase activity. Gene Ontology annotation, biological process: adenylate cyclase-modulating G protein-coupled receptor signaling pathway. NCBI's taxonomy places the organism in Eukaryota, Metazoa, Arthropoda, Insecta, Coleoptera, Tenebrionidae. Bases 326 to 1390 code for a protein of 354 amino acids. Gene Ontology annotation, cellular component: heterotrimeric G-protein complex.